AUGACCAAACAGCAAGCAAACUGGUCUCCCUACGAUAACAAUGGAGGGACGUGUGUUGCGAUUGCCGGAGCCGACUACUGUGUGAUUGCGGCGGACACUCGAUUGUCCACCGGAUACAGUAUUCUUACUCGCGACAGCUCCAAGAUUAUUCAGCUAGCGGAAAAAUCUGUGAUGGCCUCUUCAGGUUUUCAGGCUGAUGUUAGAGCUUUGCAAAAGGUCUUGGCCGCUAGACACUUGAUUUACCAGCACCAACAUAACAAGCAAAUGAGUUGCCCAGCCAUGGCCCAACUGCUGUCUAAUACCCUGUACUACAAACGUUUCUUCCCGUAUUAUUCUUUCAAUGUCCUUGGUGGCCUCGACAGUGAGGGAAAAGGGUGUGUCUUCACAUAUGAUGCUGUUGGAUCUUAUGAGCGGGUGGGGUACAGUGCCCAAGGCUCUGGUGCUACUCUUAUCACACCAUUUUUGGACAACCAGCUCAAGUCUCCAAGUCCUCUUUUAUUGCCUGCUAAGGAUGCGGUUACACCACUUUCUGAGUCGGAAGCCAUCGACUUGGUGAAAACUUGUUUUGCAUCAGCUACAGAAAGAGAUAUAUACACGGGAGACAAGUUAGAGGUACUUGUAUUGAAUGCUAGCGGUAUGCGGCGUGAGUUUAUGGAGCUUAGGAAAGACUAA
Messenger RNA from Striga hermonthica, 672 nucleotides. The record is from the annotation of a GenBank genome assembly. Lineage: Eukaryota; Viridiplantae; Streptophyta; Magnoliopsida; Lamiales; Orobanchaceae.